AUGAGAGACGCCAGCAGGACCGGAGUGAGAGCGGUCUAGGCGACAGCAACAGAAAUUGGCCUUGAAGGUACCAUGCAAUGCCUGGACCUUGGCAGAUGAGUCAUUUUCGGAUCUCUGGGGCAGCGCUGGGCUUCUUGUGGUUCUCUGCUCUGCUGAAGGCAACACCUGAUUUUUCAGGUUACCUACAGAAGGUUCUGAAGAAUCAGACUGCCCAUGCUUGUGAUGGAGAACAGAUGACGGUCGUUUGCCCUCACAAAACCUCCAUCAGUGUCUUUUCUGCAUUCUACGGGCGCCGGGUGCCCAGCCAAAACCUCUGCCCAGCCUCAGGAGAGCUCACCUUUGAGAACACCAAUUGUGCAUCUGCUACAGCUCGCCAGAAACUAAUGGAUGAGUGUCAAGACCAGCGCUGGUGCCAUUUCUCUGUCCACAGCCGCGUAUUUGGGGCAGAUCCGUGUCCAGGAACACGCAAGUACUUGGUUGUUUCAUAUAAAUGCAGGCCAGCUAACCACCGUCUCAAGACAGCCUGUGAGAACGACAAGCUGAGACUACAGUGUCGGAAGAAGUCUGUUCUAGCCAUCUAUUCUGCUGUCUAUGGGAGGCCUUUGCGUGGGAAGCCGGAGUGUGAUUCUGUGAAUGGGACUAGCCCUGGCAUAGAAUGUCUGGCUCCCGAUGCGCUGAGGAAAGUUUCCCGAAGAUGUCACCGGAAGGAGAACUGCACUGUCGCUGCCAAUAAAGCCACCUUCGGCGAUCCCUGCUUGCCCGGAGUGAAGAAGCAGCUCAGAGUCUCCUAUACUUGUGUGCCAAGACAGUUGCUGGAGGAGGUGAGCCAUGAUUCCCAGGAAGACCCCUUCUCAAUCUCGGACUACACGCAUGGUGGCUGGUACACUGGGCCAAGGCUGGCCAGGCUUCAAGAAAACCUGAUGCUAUUUACUAACUCUCUGGAAACUUUUGCCUAUGUCUGGGGCGCUCCCGAGAAGGUGGGUUUCUAUUUCCUGUGUGGUGUUUCAGUGGGCCUGGUGUUUCUUCUCCUCCUCUUUGCCCCCAAAGCGGACUUUUGGCGUGACUUAAAGGAGGCCUUCAAGGGCAAACAGCUGAGCAACAGUUUAGAGCUGACCCAAACCAAGUCACGAGAUGAACAAGAGGACGACAACCAGGAUGACGAUUCCUCAGACUCAUCCUUCCGCCGCCUCACCCAGAUCUAUCGUACUUCCAACAACAUCUUUGGGCCGGAGCUGACUGCAACCCUGGAAAGUGCAGCUGACCUGAGGAACAAUGCAGGAGAUGAGAUCUGGAUCCCCAAGGAGUCCAGCCCAUAUGCCAUUCACAAAAUUAAGUCAGCCACCAAGUGAGAGAAGAACCAGCUUAAGAUGGGUUUUUUUUUUUUAAAAAAGGUGUGUUGUAGGCUACUGAUUUGAACUGGUGAUUUUGUGGAGGUUUGAGCUGUGAAACAAAUCCAGUAAAUUAAGAGCAGGAUAUAA
Sphaerodactylus townsendi is the source of this 1478-nucleotide messenger RNA. Its product is annotated as protein eva-1 homolog C-like. The record is from RefSeq and is a predicted model, not a curated record. NCBI's taxonomy places the organism in Eukaryota, Metazoa, Chordata, Lepidosauria, Squamata, Sphaerodactylidae. Gene Ontology annotation, molecular function: carbohydrate binding. The transcript has 8 exons. Bases 78 to 1349 code for a protein of 423 amino acids.